Messenger RNA from Erythranthe guttata (spotted monkey flower), 1137 nucleotides. Its product is annotated as aquaporin PIP2-4. Gene Ontology annotation, biological process: transmembrane transport. Gene Ontology annotation, molecular function: channel activity. Lineage: Eukaryota; Viridiplantae; Streptophyta; Magnoliopsida; Lamiales; Phrymaceae. The record is from RefSeq and is a predicted model, not a curated record. Gene Ontology annotation, cellular component: membrane.
AAACACAAACACAUUGCUUACUACAUCUUACAACACACACACUCAAGAACACAGAGUAAUAACAAGAAAAAAAAACGUGCCGAAUAUGGCGAAGGAUAUCGAGGGAGGAGCCGCCGCUCAUGAAUACGGGGCGAAAGACUACCACGACCCACCGCCAGCACCACUCAUCGACUCCGAAGAGCUAACCAAAUGGUCUCUAUACAGAGCCGUAAUCGCCGAGUUCACCGCCACCCUUUUGUUCCUCUACAUCACGGUCCUAACCGUGAUCGGCUACAAGAGCCAGAGUGCCGCCGACGGCUGUGGCGGCGUAGGCAUUCUAGGCAUAGCGUGGGCCUUUGGCGGCAUGAUCUUUGUCCUCGUUUACUGCACAGCCGGAAUCUCCGGCGGGCACAUCAAUCCAGCUGUCACAUUCGGGCUGUUCUUGGCCAGAAAGGUGUCUCUCGUGAGAGCUGUGCUGUACAUUAUAGCACAGUGCUUGGGGGCUAUCUGCGGGUGUGGAUUGGUUAAGGCUUUUCAGAAGAGUUACUAUGUCGAGCAUGGCGGUGGGGCGAACGAGCUGGCGUUGGGGUAUAGUAAAGGCACUGGACUCGCGGCGGAGAUUAUCGGAACUUUCGUUCUUGUUUACACCGUGUUCUCUGCUACUGAUCCCAAGAGAAGUGCUAGAGACUCCCAUGUUCCUGUUUUGGCACCGCUUCCGAUUGGGUUUGCUGUGUUCAUGGUUCACUUGGCCACAAUCCCGAUCACCGGAACUGGAAUCAAUCCGGCGAGGAGUUUCGGAGCUGCGGUGAUAUAUGGAAAAGAUAAGGCAUGGGAUGAUCAGUGGAUUUUCUGGGUUGGACCAUUCAUCGGAGCUGCCAUUGCUGCAAUCUACCAUCAGUAUAUUCUAAGGGCUGGGGCAGUUAAAGCUCUGGGAUCAUUCAGGAGCUCUUCUUACAACUGAGAAUCACUUCGAAUUGUAUAAAAAUUGGAAAUGUGUGAACUGCUCUCCUUCUUCUUCUGUUUUCUUCUUCUGUUUUCAUUUCUCUUUUGAUUGUACUUUGGCACUGAAUUAUGGUGCUUUCAGCAUCAAAAAGCAAUAAAGUUUCAUCAAGUGUUCAAAUGUUUUUGCUCCUUGUUCAUAAUAUUGGAUAUGUUUCU